Molecule: messenger RNA, 921 nt
Organism: Parastagonospora nodorum SN15
Lineage: Eukaryota; Fungi; Ascomycota; Dothideomycetes; Pleosporales; Phaeosphaeriaceae
Exons: 2
Coding region: 1-921 (306 amino acids)
Biological process (GO): spindle assembly
Cellular component (GO): HAUS complex; cytosol
Source: RefSeq, a predicted model, not a curated record
AUGGACAACCUCACGCCCUCCGAUCUUUUCUCGCCGUCAAAAGCCCGCCAGCAACGCGCCCAAGCCCAGGACUGGGCGCACAUAGAUUCAUGGCUGUCGUACAAGUACUCCGGCCGCUCCGUGCCCACCUUCGAGCGCAACGAAGAGACGCUGAAAGUGCUGCGCGAACUCUCAAUGGCAAAUGAGCGCGCAGACGAGGACCGCGCGGUCAUAGAGCGUGUAGAGCGUGAAGCACUCAAGGAGCUAGACGAGGUAUUUCGCUUCAUCACGCCCUUCGUAGACGAGCCCACCAGCUCACAAACGCUGCUGUGCAAACUAAAAGCCAGCCUGACGCCCGAGGGCGAACAAGCAUUGGUUGCACUCGCAGGCACAGCCGUGGCGCUCAACACGCCGACUGCGAGGCCGGAAAACAUCGCGCACACGCUGAUCCAGCAUACGACAACGAGCCAGAAUCUGACGAAUCAACUGAGUCAUAUUGAGACGCUGCAGACUUAUUUGAAUAAACAACACGCUGUUCUACGUGCUCAACUUAACGAACUAGGCACGAAUCCCGCACUCACCGCUCCGUCCUCGCUCCAGCGCCAAACUACCGAACAAGCACGCCAGACGAAGCACCUGCGUAGUAAAAUCCGCGAGUACGAAGAUAAGCUGUCAUCGCUGCAAUCGAACCAGUCGCGCAGCAUGACGCCGGGGUCGAAGUACAUUGGGUCGGCUGAGGCGAUUGGCGAGAUGUUGGAGCAGCAGAAGGCGCUGGAUGAGUUGCGGGAGCGGGUGGAGGGGCUGGAGAGUGAGGUUGGGGGGUUCGCGGGGUUACCGGCAGAUAAGGAGAUGGCGAGGAAGGAGGUGGGGAAGUUAGAGGUUAGGUUGGACGAGGUGCGGAGGAGGAGGGAUGAGUUGUUUGAAGGAUUGGUUGGGAAGUGA